CCCGCUGCCUUGUCGUGUCUUUUGUUGACGUGCAGACAAUGGAGGGAAUGUGCGGCAGAUAAGGGGAAGUGAAGCACCAGGAUUUCUGCUGUGAUUUCUAGGAAGAUUCAGCAAUGAGGUAUCUGUUUGGAUGGUAAAGUUUUCUGCUGCUGCUGGAAGAUGAACGUUGGGGGCUCGGCGUGGCCCCUUUCGCCUUCGGAGAGCCUUUCUCCAAGUGAGGCGCGGUAACCAGUUCCUUCUUAUUAUGGCUCCCAGGAUUCACAGCGGUUUCUGUUCUCUGACCUGCGGAACCUUCCAAGCGCAGAGCGAAUGCUCGGGCUGAGCACCGAGGCACCUGGGUACGGCUGGUGCGGAGCCCGGCGUCCUCCUGCCAGCGGGUGGUAAAAUGUUGAAGUUGAAAGCCUUGUGUCUGGAUUAUUGGCAGUUUCUGUGUCUCCAGCCCCUCCACGGAUUCUAUAAAAGUGUUGAGGGUGAGAUUCCUGGGAGUGAGAAUGCAGCUUCCAUAGAUGACACUUCGAGUUACCACCAAGGCGCAAUAACCCACAGCUCGUCCAUAAGUCCCGACCAGUACGACUAUCCAUCCUACGCCCUGUACGGUGCGUCCCCCGCACAGCGCUCGCGGAGACCCAAACUGCAGCACUGCGUCUCUAUCCUGAGGAAGCAAGCGGAGGAAGAGGCCAUCAAACGGUCCCGGUCGCUGUCCGAGAGCUAUGAGCUGUCUUCGGAUCUCCAGGACAAGCAGGUGGAGAUGUUGGAGCGCAAAUACGGAGGCCGUCUCAUAACUAGACAUGCGGCGCGCACGAUACAGACAGCUUUCCGCCAGUACCAGAUGAACAAAAACUUUGAGAGACUGAGAAGUUCCAUGUCAGAAAAUCGCAUGUCCAGGCGCAUUGUUCUGUCCAAUAUGAGGAUGCAGUUCUCCUUUGAAGGACCAGAGAAAGUCCACAGCUCCUAUUUUGAGGGAAAGCAGGUAUCUCUGACAAAUGAUGGAACGAAAAUGGGGCGCAUUGUGCAGUCUGAGCGCGGGGAUCUCGGGGAACAACCAUCGCUGAAGUCCCCAGCGGCGUCCAGUGACUUUGCGGACGCCAUAACCGAGCUAGAAGAUGCUUUCUCGAGACAAGUCAAGUCUCUAGCAGAAUCGAUUGACGAUGCAUUAAAUUGCCGCAGUCUGCAUGCAGACGAGGUACAGACUUCCGAUCAAAUUAGAACUCGUGACAUAGAGAGAAAUAGUUCUAGUCAGAUGAAACCAGCACAUAAUUUAGAUCACAGGAAACUUGAUGAGAUGACGGCAUCUUAUAGCGAUGUCACGUUGUACAUUGACGAGGAGGAAAUUUCUCCUCCUCUCCCACUUUCCCAGUCUUUGGACCGAACAUCCGGGACGGAAUCCGACGUACGACUUCGGUCAAUGAACUCUUCUCAAGAAUACUGGUCAAUGACGCACAAGGAUGACAAACUGGACACGGAUACGAGCUGCCGCAGCACACCGUCUCUGGAGUGUCAGGAUCACCGCUCGAGACUCGAUCACCUACCUUUAUUGACCAUCGAGCCCCCGAGCGACAGUUCUGUGGACUUAAGUGAUCGUUCGGAAAGAGGAUCGAUAAUAAGGCAAAGUGUCUAUGAACGGUCCAUACACAGUCAGCAGGGAAGCCCCAAACAUAUUGCGCACAUUCCUGCAAAGAUAUUAACGCGUGAAGACGACCAGCCUCGCCAUCGAACAAGACCGAUAGACCCACAAUUAAUUAUUAAUGGCUCCCUAAACAGACAGAGUAAAUCCGAAUCGGAUUAUUCAGACGGAGACAAUGACAGCAUUAAUAGCACUUCCAAUUCGAACGACACGAUACACUGCAGCUCGGAGUCCUCCAGGGACAGUUUACGCGAACAAACUCUGAGCAAACAAACGUAUCACAAAGAAACCCGAAACAGCUGGGAUUCUCCUGCAUUUAGUAAUGAUGUCAUCAGAAAGCGCCAUUAUAGGAUUGGCCUGAAUCUUUUCAAUAAGAAGCCGGAGAAGGGGGUUCAGUACCUCAUUGAGCGUGGAUUUGUGCCCGAUACCCCCGUGGGGGUGGCGCAUUUCCUGCUGCAGAGAAAAGGACUCAGCAGGCAGAUGAUCGGAGAAUUUCUGGGCAACAGGCAGAAGCAAUUCAACAGGGACGUGUUGGAUUGUGUUGUGGAUGAAAUGGAUUUCUCUGCCAUGGAAUUAGAUGAGGCGCUUCGUAAAUUUCAGGCUCAUAUCCGGGUACAGGGAGAGGCCCAGAAAGUGGAACGGCUGAUUGAGGCUUUUAGCCAGAGGUACUGUAUCUGCAACCCUGGGGUCGUCAGACAGUUUCGCAAUCCAGACACCAUCUUCAUCUUGGCCUUCGCCAUCAUCCUGCUGAACACGGACAUGUACAGCCCCAACGUCAAACCCGAGCGCAAGAUGAAACUGGAGGAUUUCGUGAAAAACUUAAGAGGCGUGGACGACGGUGAAGACAUCCCGCGAGAGAUGCUGGUAGGAAUAUAUGAGCGGAUCCGCAAGCGGGAACUGAAAACUAACGAAGAUCAUGUAUCCCAAGUCCAAAAGGUCGAAAAACUUAUUGUGGGGAAAAAGCCGAUCGGAUCCUUACAUCACGGCCUUGGCUGCGUCCUGUCUCUGCCCCAUCGCAGGCUCGUCUGUUACUGCCGUCUCUUCGAAGUUCCCGAUCCGAACAAACCCCAAAAGCUUGGAUUACAUCAGCGAGAAAUCUUCCUCUUUAACGACCUGCUCGUGGUCACCAAAAUCUUCCAGAAGAAGAAGAAUUCCGUAACGUACAGUUUCCGCCAGUCUUUCUCGCUGUAUGGGAUGCAAGUUCUUCUCUUUGAAAAUCAGUACUAUCCCAACGGCAUCCGACUUACCUCCGCGAUUCCAGGAGCUGAUAUCAAAGUGCUGAUUAACUUCAACGCUCCCAAUCCUCAAGAUCGCAAGAAGUUUACGGACGAUUUGAGAGAAUCGAUCGCCGAGGUGCAGGAAAUGGAAAAGUACAGAAUAGAGUCCGAGUUAGAGAAGCAGAAGGGGGUGGUGCGGCCGAGCAUGUCCCAGUCCGCCAGCCUGAAGAAGGAGUCUGGAAACGGCGCCUUGAACAGAACGUGUCUGGAUGACAGCUACGCCAGCAGCGAGGGUCUGAAGAGGAGCGCGCUCAGCAGUUCCCUGAGAGAUCUUUCUGAAGCAGGGAAACGUGGCCGCCGCAGCAGUGCAGGAUCGCUAGACAGCAAUAUGGAAGGGUCCAUCAUUAGCAGCCCCCACAUGCGCAGACGAGCCACCUCCACCCGUGAAUGUCCGUCUCGCCAGAGCGUUCCCAGCUCUUCCUCCCUCCUAGGGUCUCUGUUCGGUAGUAAGAGAGGAAAGCCAUCUUCCCAAGGUCAUUUAGUAGCAGGGCCGCCGCCGCCACCGCAGCAUCCAACAUUAAUCUCACAUCAGCACUACGCGGGAUCAGCAGAAGGGCAGACACAGGCACAAGUGCAUGCGCAGUACCGCCACAUGCAGCAGAACCCACCACCGUACCAUCACCAGCAUCACUACCACCCCCCCCAACACCUUCAGCAGCAUCAGUACCCCCCGCACGCGCCCUACAUCCAUUCCCAGCAUGCCCCCCACCACCAUUCCCAAGCCGUCCCGUCUGUGUCUGCAAGCACCAAACCCAAACACAGCGGGAUCAGCACAAUCGUCUAACACAUUAACCCUUUAACACUAACCACACAGUGUACAGAAACCUAAGUAACGGCAUUCCUGCUGCGUGUCGGGUCAUUCAAUGGUUAAACAUACUGUUUCUGUGUAAUUAUAGCAACUUAGAAGCUUGAAAAUAAAAUAUUUAAUUUUUGGAUUCUAGCAAUACGGGCUCGCAGCUUUUCCCGUGAUCUGAAGGGGGUAGGUUUGGGGGGGGGACGUGUUUAGGGGUUCAGUAUUUUUCCGGAAGUACCCUUUGCACUUAAGACCUUGAGGCAGUCGGUAAAUGUGCCAAUUAUCUAAACGAGGACAGAACGCAGAUCAGUAUUACUGCUCUCAUACUUCAGGUAAGCAAAGCUGUCGGCGCCGACGCACUUCCUGGUGAAAGCCGCCGGCGCUCACACAAUAACCGCCUCGGACACUUUAACGGCUGUAAGAACUGUGAAUUUUCAUGACCUAAUUUUUCUAUAUAUGCACACGAUUUGUAGACACACAGAAGUAGUUGUGUGACCAGCACAUGCGCAUGACCCAUCGCCAUCGCCUGAAACCUUUUGCUAUUCAUACCGUUUGAUUUUGAAGAUAUGAUUAAACCUUUUCUAGCAGAGAA
Spea bombifrons (plains spadefoot toad) is the source of this 4286-nucleotide messenger RNA. RefSeq names its product IQ motif and Sec7 domain ArfGEF 1 (gene IQSEC1). Lineage: Eukaryota; Metazoa; Chordata; Amphibia; Anura; Pelobatidae. Gene Ontology annotation, molecular function: protein binding; guanyl-nucleotide exchange factor activity. The transcript has 14 exons. Gene Ontology annotation, biological process: actin cytoskeleton organization; regulation of ARF protein signal transduction. Bases 386 to 3685 code for a protein of 1099 amino acids. The record is from RefSeq and is a predicted model, not a curated record.